Messenger RNA from Phyllostomus hastatus (greater spear-nosed bat), 1918 nucleotides. RefSeq names its product bystin like (gene BYSL). Gene Ontology annotation, biological process: rRNA processing. The transcript has 7 exons. NCBI's taxonomy places the organism in Eukaryota, Metazoa, Chordata, Mammalia, Chiroptera, Phyllostomidae. Gene Ontology annotation, molecular function: snoRNA binding. Bases 270 to 1580 code for a protein of 436 amino acids. Gene Ontology annotation, cellular component: cytoplasm; preribosome, small subunit precursor; nucleolus. The record is from RefSeq and is a predicted model, not a curated record.
GGUAUCAACCGGCUUGCAACAUUCUGUGCAUAAAUCCACGGACCUUAAAAAAGCCGGCGUUAAAUGCAAUAAGUCUAUCCCAAGUCUAGAGGCAGGACAGUGAGUUCUUAGCAUGUAGGACGUCGCUGAUGACACUUCUGGCCUCCGAACUGUAGGCGGCGCUGUGAUCUGUUUGGCCUCUUGGGAGCUGAGGGUUCACCGCGCAAGCGUACUGAGAACUUCUCGUCUGUGUCCACGUGUGAACUGUCUGGGCAGCUUUUUCGAGAAAAAUGCCCAAAUUCAAGGCGGCCCGCGGGGUGGGAGUUCAGGAAAAACAUGCGCCCCUUGCCGAGCAGAUUCUGGCUGGGGACGCGGUGCGGCUAGGGGCUCGGGAGAAGCGGCGGGGUCGCGGAACCGAAGAAGAGGAAGAGUAUGUAGGGCCCCGGUUGACCCGACGAAUUUUGCAGCAAGCGCGGCAGCAGCAGGAGGAGCUGGAAGCCGAGCAUGGGACUGGGGGCAAGCCCGCGGCGCCCCGGGAGCGCAUCACGCGGCUGGGUCCAGGAGUGCCACAAGAUGGAUCAGAUGAUGAGGAUGAAGAGUGGCCCACCCUGGAGAAGGCUGCCACAAUGACAGGGGUGGGCCACCAUGCAGAGGUGGUCGUGGACCCUGAGGAUGAGCGUGCCAUUGAGAUGUUCAUGAAUAAAAACCCUCCUGCCAGGCGCACCCUGGCUGACAUCAUCAUGGAGAAGCUGACUGAGAAGCAGACGGAAGUUGAGACAGUCAUGUCCGAGGCAACCGGCUUCCCUGUGCCCCAGCUGGAUCCCCGGGUCCUGGAGGUCUACAGAGGAGUCCGGGAGGUGUUAUCUAAGUACCGCAGUGGGAAGCUGCCCAAGGCAUUUAAGAUCAUCCCUGCGCUCUCCAACUGGGAGCAGAUCCUCUACGUCACAGAGCCUGAGGCCUGGACUGCUGCUGCCAUGUACCAAGCCACAAGGAUUUUCACCUCUAACCUGAAGGAACGCAUGGCCCAGCGUUUCUUCAACCUUGUCCUGCUCCCCCGGGUACGGGAUGACAUUGCUGAGUACAAACGACUGAAUUUCCACCUCUACAUGGCACUCAAGAAGGCCCUGUUCAAGCCUGGAGCCUGGUUUAAAGGGAUCCUGAUCCCACUGUGUGAGUCAGGCACCUGUACCCUCCGGGAAGCCAUCAUCGUGGGUAGCAUCAUCACCAAGUGCUCCAUCCCUGUGCUGCAUUCCAGUGCGGCCAUGCUAAAAAUUGCCGAGAUGGAAUACAGCGGGGCCAACAGCAUCUUCUUGCGACUGCUGCUGGAUAAGAAGUAUGCACUGCCCUACCGGGUGCUGGACGCCCUGGUCUUCCACUUCCUGCGGUUCCGGACAGAGAAGCGCGAACUGCCGGUGCUCUGGCACCAGUGCUUCCUGACUUUGGCCCAGCGCUAUAAGGCAGACCUGGCCACAGAGCAGAAGGAGGCCCUCCUGGAGCUGCUCCGGCUGCAGCCCCACCCACAGCUGUCCCCUGAGAUCAGGCGUGAGCUUCAGAGUGCGGUACCCCGAGAUGUGGAAGAUGUUCCCAUUACCAUGGACUGAGGAAACAGUCACUCAUCCUGGUCUGAGGGGCGUGGGAGGACACCAGGAUCCCUGUUUGGUGACUAACAGUGACACUGAGCCUUUACAGCUGAAGGCCCAGUUUUGGGCAGUGACGGCUCAUGGGCAUCUGUGACUCCCAGUACCUGACAGGGAGGACAGCGUCUAGCUGGCUCCUUUUUCCAUUCUAGGCCAUCGUUCCUGCUCAGUUCUGGAGCUCUUUGAGAUUCCACACCCAGCAUUCCACAUACUGCCCUGCUGGGGCUUGGAGUAAGUACUGUUCUCUCUCAGGCUGUUGUGUCACAUCACUGGGAUGUGGAUAAAAAGGCGGUAUUUAUUGA